AUGGCUUCACGCCGAGACUUCCUGAGCCAGAAAGCACCCGAGAACUAUGUCGCCGGUCUCGGUAGAGGUGCGACAGGAUUCACCACACGAUCAGAUCUAGGGCCUGCACGAGACGGCCCAAGCGCGGAACAGAUUCAAGAAGCACUUGCGAAGCGAGCGGCACAACUCGGCGCCGCACCUCCAACGGCCUACGGCGCAGUCGACAAAAAGAAACCAGAACAGGAGGAAGAUGAUGAUGAACGGUUUCAGGACCCGGAGAAUGAGGUGGGCUUGUUCGCCUAUGGACAAUAUGACCAGGCCGACGACGAGGCCGACCGAAUCUACCAAGCGGUGGACGAGAAGAUUGAAAGGCGGCGCAAAAGACCAAGGGAAGAACGAGAGCGAGAAGAACUGGAAGAAUACAACCGGAAGAAUCCCAAGAUAUCGGAAGAGUUUGCCGCCCUGAAAAGAAAUCUUGCGACCGUCUCAGACGAAGAUUGGGCCAACCUGCCGGAACCUGGCGAUCUGACUGGCAAAAAUCGGAGGUCCAAACAGAACCUGAGGCAACGCUUUUACCCAGUCCCCGACAGUGUGUUGGCCGGCGCCAGAGAUUCCACAGAAUUCCAAACCAGUGUCCAAGACGAUGAAGUACAAACAAGUGCGGACAACAAGGAUGGAACCAUGACCAACUUUGCGGACAUCGGUGCUGCCAGAGACAAGGUCCUCAAGGCAAGGCUUGAUCGAGCAGCGCAGAUGGACGCCGGCACGGGAUCGGCAUCCACGAUAGAUCCCAAAGGAUAUCUUACGAGUCUUGCGCAGACCGAGUUGAACUCUAUGGGUGCCGACGUCGGCGAUAUCAACCGGGUGAGGGUCCUCCUGGAGUCCGUCUGCAAGACAAAUCCAAAGCAUGCGCCAGGCUGGAUCGCAAUCGCGCGACUGGAGGAAUUGGCUGGCAAGAUAGUGUCUGCCAGGAAAUUGAUCGCCCAGGGAUGUGAACAAUGUCCGAAAAGUGAAGAUGUCUGGCUGGAAAACAUACGACUGAAUGACAACCAUAAUGCCAAAAUCAUUGCUGCUAAUGCCAUCAAGCACAAUGAUCGGUCAACGCGGUUGUGGAUCGAGGCCAUGAAGCUGGAGACAGAUACCCGCGCGAAGAAACGAGUUCUACGUCAAGCGCUCGAUCAUAUUCCACAGUCGGUCGCGAUCUGGAAGGAGGCGGUCAACCUGGAAGAAGAUCCGGAAGACGCAAAGCUGUUGCUUGCUAAAGCCACCGAAAUCAUCCCAUUGUCCGUUGAGUUGUGGCUGGCCCUCGCUCGACUAGAGACGCCGGAAAAUGCCCAGGCCGUCCUCAACAAGGCGAGAAAAGCGGUACCCACGAGUCACGAGGUGUGGAUCGCAGCCGCGCGACUGCAAGAACAAAUAGGCAAUGCCAAUAAAGUCAAUAUCAUGAACCGGGCUAUCAAGGCCUUGGUGAAAGAGGGAGCGAUGCUCAAGCGUGAAGAAUGGAUCGCCGAGGCUGAGAAGUGCGAAGAAGAAGGCGCCGUCUUGACGUGCGGAGCCAUCAUCCGGGAGACCCUGGGAUGGUCACUGGAUGAAGACGAUGACCGGAAAGAAAUCUUCAAGGAUGACGCCAAAGCCAGCAUAUCCAGGGGCAAGUACGAAACGGCGAGGGCCAUCUACGCGUAUGCUUUACGGGUAUUUCCUACCAGCAAGUCUCUCUGGCUGGCCGCUGCAGAUCUUGAGAGAAAUUAUGGCACCAAAGACGCGCUUUGGCAAGUUUUGGAGAAGGCCGUCGAGGCCUGUCCUCAGUCCGAAGUGCUGUGGCUCCAACUUGCGAGAGAGAAGUGGGCGGCUGGAGAAGUCGACGACGCUCGUCGCGUGCUGGGUAAGGCUUUCAACCAAAACCCCAACAACGAAGAGAUCUGGCUGGCGGCAGUCAAGUUGGAGGCGGACGCCAAACAAGUCGACCAAGCCCGAGAGCUGCUUGCAACUGCAAGACAAGAGGCCCCCACAGAACGAGUCUGGUACAAGAGCGCGGCGUACGAGAGACAGCUGGGCAACAUCGAUGUCGCGCUUGAUCUGGUCCUCCAGGGCCUGACGUCUACCGUGGUGGACAAGAAAGAAACCCGAUUCCCGCGGAGUGCGAAGUUGUGGAUGAUGAAGGGUCAGAUCUACGAGGACAAAGGCAUGAUUACACAGGCCCGGGAGGCUUAUUCCCAGGGCACAAGAGCCUGCCCUAAGUCGGUACCCCUUUGGCUGCUGGCGGCUCGGCUGGAAGAGAAGGCUGGCGUUACAAUCAAAGCACGCUCCGUCCUCGACCGAGCCCGGUUACAAAACCCGAAGAACCCCGAGCUGUGGGUGGAAAGUGUCAGAGUCGAGCUGCAGACGAAACCACCCAACAUUCAACAGGCCAAGAUCUUGAUGUCCAAGGCGCUACAGGAAUGUCCCAAGUCCGGGCUCCUCUGGGCCGAAAACAUCUGGAAGCUGCAACCAAGGACCCAGCGAAAGCCGUUAAGUCUGGAGGCGAUCAAGAAUGUCGACAAUGACCCGAUCCUGUUCGUCACUGUGGCCCGAAUCUUCUGGAGCGAACGGAAACUAGACAAGGCCAUGAGUUGGUUUGAGAAGGCCAUUGUGCUCGACAGUGACCUGGGAGAUACUUGGGCGUGGUAUCUGAAAUUCCUGAUGCAACAUGGCACAGAUGAGAAACGAGAAGAUGUCAUCGCAAAGUGUGUCGUCAGCGAGCCAAAGCAUGGCGAGGUCUGGCAGAGAGUCCGGAAGGACCCUAAGAAUGCCUACCUCAGCACCAAAGAGGUGUUGCUGGACGUUAUGGAUCAACUUGAGGCAAAGGAGGUCAUCGCUUGA
Molecule: messenger RNA, 2838 nt
Organism: Capronia coronata CBS 617.96
Lineage: Eukaryota; Fungi; Ascomycota; Eurotiomycetes; Chaetothyriales; Herpotrichiellaceae
Exons: 3
Coding region: 1-2838 (945 amino acids)
Biological process (GO): mRNA splicing, via spliceosome; spliceosomal tri-snRNP complex assembly
Cellular component (GO): U4/U6 x U5 tri-snRNP complex; catalytic step 2 spliceosome
Molecular function (GO): protein binding
Source: RefSeq, a predicted model, not a curated record